This is a messenger RNA of Oldenlandia corymbosa var. corymbosa, 3592 nucleotides long. The record is from the annotation of a GenBank genome assembly. Lineage: Eukaryota; Viridiplantae; Streptophyta; Magnoliopsida; Gentianales; Rubiaceae.
AGACAAAUGAACAUGAGGUGUCGCGUCUGCUGACACAAUUUGGUCGGAAGGAUGACUUCCGGGAACUGGAACUAACUGCCGGCGGUGAGUUCCAGAUUGGCAUUUAUUGAAGUGUCAACUGCACGCCAAACUACAACAAAGCAAAAGUGGGCUGUUUUUUUUUUUUUUUUCUUUUACGUAAAUUUAAUGACAAUGCGUGUAAAAAAAUGUUUGUGGUAGAGAAAAUUGAACAGAUAAGAAUUUGUGACCAAAAAAAAUGAAAUGUUAGUUUUAACAAAAAAAAAUUAAGGUAAAAUUAGCAAAAGAGUUGGUAGGAGGUGGAGGUAAAUUUCGAAGACACACGAUCCAUAAGGUAAAGACUAAAAACAGACCAUCUAUAAAAGAGUGAUUAUCUUUUCUCCUCUCUCUCCCACCCCUCCUCUCUGUGUGCGUUUCAUAUUACAGCUUCUCUUUUCUUCCUCUCUCUCUCUCUCCUUCAUUUCUUUCUCAGUUUUCCAUUUUUUUUUUAAUUUUGUUAUUUUACUUUUAACGACCCACAUUGCUGCCAUUCUGGGCAAUUUUAUUCUUUUCUGUUAAUCCCCUAAUCGCUUCAAAAGUAAAAAGACUCUAUAAAGAGGUAGUUUCACUUUUUUGGUAUAUUUCCGAGCGAGAGAGAGAGAGAGAGAGAGGGGAAAGGGUUACAUGAAGUUUUUCUGAUUUUUUUUGCAUGACAUUCUGAAGGGUUUUUAAUUUUUUUUCUCAGAAAGUUUGGUACUUUUUAAGGGUUUAUAAUCUUGAUAUACUGAGCUAAGCAUCUUGUAGGCCUCUUUUUUUUCCCGCAAAGAACAGUGGGUGGUUCGAGCUUUAGUGUCUCUGACAUUCCAGCUCUUCCACCAUUGUUUUUGCGUAUUGCAGAAGAAAAAACACAAGGCAGAAAAGAAAUCAUAGCUCUGCUGCUUUUCGCAAGCUAUAUAUUCGGUUGUCACACAGAUCCAUUGGCUCAACUCUGAGCAUCUCUGAGAGCCUCUGUUUUCCUCUGUUUUUGCUGGUACUCUGCUUCAGGAAAUAUAAACAGAGCAGAAAACAGAGAGAUGGACAGGGUUGCAACGACCAAUCUUCUUCCAGAUGGAUUUCUGGGUUCUAGAGAUGAUAUUACAGAGCAAUUGAGCCUGAUAUGGGCUCAGAUCAAAGCACCAUUGAUCGUUCCGCUCCUUAGAUUGGCCGUCAUUGUUUGUUUGGCUAUGUCAGCUAUGUUGUUCGUUGAAAGGGUGUACAUGGCCAUAGUCAUUGUGCUUGUGAAACUAUUUGGUAAAAAGCCUGAGAAACGCUAUAAAUGGGAGCCUCUCAAAGACGAUGUGGAAUUGGGUAAUUCAGCGUAUCCAAUGGUUCUUGUUCAAAUUCCAAUGUACAAUGAAAGAGAGGUUUACCAACUGUCAAUCGGAGCUGCAUGCGGGCUUUCUUGGCCCUCUGAUCGUAUCAUAAUUCAAGUUCUUGAUGAUUCAACAGAUCCUAUUAUCAAGGCUCUGGUGGAAACAGAAUGCCAGAGAUGGGCAAGCAAAGGUGUAAACAUUAAGUACGAAAUCAGGGACAACAGAAAUGGAUACAAAGCCGGAGCUUUGAAGGAAGGAUUGAAGCAUUCCUACGUUAAACAAUGCGAUUAUGUGGCUAUUUUCGACGCUGAUUUCCAACCUGAACCUGAUUUCCUAUGGCGCACCAUUCCCUUCUUAGUUCACAAUCCUCAACUUGCCCUCGUCCAGGCUCGUUGGAAAUUCGUGAAUUCUGAUGAAUGCUUGAUGACAAGAAUGCAAGAAAUGUCGCUGGACUAUCACUUCACAGUAGAGCAGGAAGUGGGCUCUUCAACUUACGCAUUUUUCGGUUUCAAUGGAACCGCUGGUGUAUGGAGAUUAGCCGCAAUCGAAGAGGCUGGAGGCUGGAAGGACAGAACAACAGUUGAAGAUAUGGAUUUGGCCGUUCGAGCUAGUCUUCGUGGCUGGAAAUUCGUCUACCUUGGUUCUGUCAUGGUGAAGAAUGAGUUGCCAAGUACCUUUAAGGCAUAUCGUUAUCAGCAGCACCGAUGGUCAUGUGGCCCUGCCAAUCUUUUCAGGAAAAUGGUCUUGGAAAUCAUUAGGAACAAGAAAGUGACACUCUGGAAGAAGGUUCACGUAAUCUACAGCUUUUUCUUCAUCAGGAAGAUCAUAGCCCACAUUGUCACAUUUAUUUUCUACUGUGUUGUGUUACCUGCCACUGUUUUAGUACCCGAAGUAGAGGUCCCUAAGUGGGGAGCUGUCUACAUUCCUUGUGUUAUAACCCUCCUCAAUGCAGUUGGAACUCCAAGGUCUAAUUUGUUUAGCAUACUUGAGAGAUGUGUUGAUUUAUGACCUUAAAGUUUCAGAAAAUCCAUUCGUACUAAUAAGUUGCAUUUGAAAAAUGCAGAUCAAUUCAUUUGCUGGUUUUCUGGAUCCUGUUUGAGAAUGUGAUGUCCCUUCAUCGGACAAAGGCAACCUUCAUUGGCUUGUUAGAGUCUAGAAGAGUUAACGAAUGGGUCGUAACUGAGAAACUCGGGGAUGCUUUCAAGAUUAAGUCUGCCAUUAAAGCAUUCAAGAAACCAAGAUUCAGGUUUGGAGACAGGUAUACAAAAUCUUUUCCUUAAUUUUCACGAAUGUUGACUGAAAUUACAAGCAAGUUCCAUCUUUUUCUCAUCAUUAAUCAUCAUUGCUUUUCUUUUGUCAUUGUUCUACAGACUUCACCUCCUGGAGCUUGGAGCUGGUGCAUACCUUUUCUUCUGCGGAUGUUAUGAUGUUGCCUUUGGGAAGAAUCACUAUUACAUUUAUCUCUUCACUCAAGCAAUUGCAUUCUUCAUUGCUGGAUUUGGUUACAUUGGGACUAUUGUUCCCAACUCCUAAAAUUGCUGGCUACAUUCAUUGGAACUGAACUGAAAGCUGCAGUGUUUCAAUAGUAGUCUCAUCCUUGGCCGUCGCCCUGUUUGUCGUGCCUCUCUUCCCUCAAGCACCGUAAUUAGAAGUGGCGUUUUCCCAGCAACACCUCUUUUGCAAAUUUUUGUUAAAAAGAUUCUUCUGGUCUGUUUAAAAUUUUUGGAUUAAAAAGUUCUGAAUGUGUUCUUUUACUUGUAAAGAAAGGGACGAAGACAGAAUUAUUCUUUUAGGUUAGGCAUGAAAAGAAAAACCAGUUCGAGCUGUUAUUGCUCGAAGGAAAUUUGUUGUUGUGUAUAGAAAUGGUAAAUGAAGGGCUUUUACAUCGAGCAAAAUGAUGUUGUUGAAAGAGCUCUUUUACAAUUGAUAGUGAUACAGAAAUGACAAAAUCAACGACACAGAAUAAACUCAACGAGUAGAGAAGUUGGAUUGGCUUAGAUCAGAUGUAAACCUGUUGUGUUCUCCAUAGUCAAUCGUCAUUAUUUCUUCCUUUUUUUUUCUUUCAAAAGGUUUUAAACUUCAAAAUUUCUUUUGCAACAACAUGUUACAUGUGACGUUUUUGUUUUUGUUUUUUUUUUUGUUUUCCCGAGAGCAAAUUGUAUGCUCAAUUGGGCUUAUAGAUUGCAGGCCACAUUGAUUCAAAUUUUUCUGAAUUUGCUUAUUUGAGGCUUCUCAUCACAGAA